Messenger RNA from Trichomycterus rosablanca, 1944 nucleotides. Its product is annotated as zinc-binding protein A33-like. The transcript has 7 exons. Gene Ontology annotation, molecular function: zinc ion binding; protein binding. Lineage: Eukaryota; Metazoa; Chordata; Actinopteri; Siluriformes; Trichomycteridae. Bases 215 to 1855 code for a protein of 546 amino acids. The record is from RefSeq and is a predicted model, not a curated record.
CACAAAAAUCAUCGUUUCAUGACGUCACUCAGCAGAAGCGAAAGUGAAACACGUCACUGUUACACAGACGAAGUUCAUUUUCUUUCAGCAGCACAUAAAGUUCAAAAUCCACAUUGAAGGAAGUAAAAUUACUUCAGAUAAACUGAACAGCAGCAGAAAUAAAGCAGCUCGGAGAGGAAAUUUAUUCAGCUUUAUUACUGAAAGUGUUUGUGUCAUGGCUUCCUCCAGCAGUUUCCUGUCUGAAGAUCAGCUCCAGUGCUCCAUCUGUCUGGAUGUGUUCACUGAUCCAGUCUCUACACCAUGUGGACACAACUUCUGCAUGAUCUGUCUCAAAAAAUGCUGGGACACCAGGUCAAUCUGCCAGUGUCCAGUUUGUAAAAAGGAAUUCCCUAAAAGACCUGAACUUAAUGUAAAUACUUUCAUCUCUGGUCUGGCUGCUGAGUUUAAAAAAUCAGUUCAGGUGAAAUCCAGCAGCGCUGCAGAACAACUUCCCUCCAAACCUAAGAGUGUGCUGUGUGAUUACUGCACUGAAGAAAAGCUGGAGGCUGUAAAGUCCUGUCUGGAUUGUGGAGUUUCUUACUGUAACACUCAUCUGAUGCCUCACAAAACUGCAGCUAAACUCAAGAAGCACAAACUGAUUGAUCCUGUGAAGAACCUGGAGGAUUACAUCUGCCAGAAACAUGAGAAACCUUUGGAGAUGUUCUGUAAAGACGACCAGAUGUGUGUAUGUCAGUUCUGCAUGGAGGGGGACCACAAGAACCACAUAACUGUUCCUAUAGAGGAGGAGAGUGGAGUGAAGAAGAAUCAGCUUGGUGAGACUCAAGCAGAAGUUCAAAAGUUGAUCCAGGAACGACUGAGAAAGAUUAAGGAAAUCAAAACCUCUGUAGAACUCAAUAACAAAAAUACAGAGAAGGAGAAAGCCGACAGUAUGAAGGUGUUCAGAUCUCUGAUGAGCUGCAUUGAGAGAAACCAGGCUGAGCUGAUUAAAGUGAUGGAAGAGAAGCAGAGAGCAGCAGAGCGUCAGGCUGAAGAGUUCAUUAAAGAUCUGGAGCAGGAAAUCACUGAACUAAAGAGGAGAAACACUGAGCUGGAACAGAUCUCCAACACUGAGGAUCAUCUCCACCUCCUACAGAUUUACCCGUCCCUGUGCAGUCCUCCACCCACCAAGAACUGGACUGAUACCAAGAUUAACCCUCAUCUGAAUGUGGAGACUCUGAGGAGAACUCUGUUGCAGCUUCAGGAAUCUCUCAACAUGGAAAUAAAGAAAAUUGGUGAGAUCAAACUAAAGAGAAUUCAACAAUAUGCAGUGGACGUGACUCUGGAUCCUGACACAGCUCAUCCUAAACUCAUUUUGUCUGAGGAUGGAAAACAAGUGAAGCAUGGAGACAAACGACAGAAUCUCCCUGAUAAUCCAGAGAGGUUUGAUUCUUGUGUUAAUGUGCUGGGAAAGCAGGGAUUCUCUUCAGGAAGAUUUUACUAUGAGGUGCAGGUCAGCGGGAAUACUGAAUGGGAUUUAGGAGUGGCCAAAGAGUCCAUUAACAGGAAGGGGGAGAUUAAACUCACUCCUCAGAAUGGAUACUGGUGUAUGUGGUUAAGAAAUAAGACUGAAUAUAAGGCUUGUGAAUCUUCUCUUCUCCCCCUCACACUGAAACAGGCUCCUCAGAAGGUGGGGGUGUUUGUGGAUUAUGAGGAGGGUUUGGUCUCCUUCUAUGAUGUAGAUGACAGCUCUCACAUCUACACUUUUACUGGUCAGUCUUUCAUUGAGAAACUCUAUCCAUACUUCAGUCCCUGUCUUAAUUAUAAAGGUAAAAAUUCAGCACCACUGAUCAUCAAACCUGUUAAACAAUCUGAUUGAGAUUUAUUCUCUACAGAAUCCAACAUUAUUGGUCAUAAAUUAAAACUCUCUGAUAAUAAAGAACUGGAAUUAAGAUUAAAGAUCUAGUU